Messenger RNA from Penicillium digitatum Pd1, 1083 nucleotides. RefSeq lists its product as uncharacterized. The record is from RefSeq and is a predicted model, not a curated record. Lineage: Eukaryota; Fungi; Ascomycota; Eurotiomycetes; Eurotiales; Aspergillaceae. Gene Ontology annotation, cellular component: fungal-type vacuole.
AUGCGAGUUCUGCCGCAAGGGCUUGGGAAAGCCAAGCCAUCAUUCCUCCUACUGCUGUUUCUUGUCAUCGCUAUCGCUGCUCAAGUAUUUGCUGUGCCGGCGGACACAGCACUAACGGAUACCGAUGCCGCUAAGACCACCGACGAUCCCUCCACCACCUCUGGCGUGAGGGAGACCACCACUUCAUCAACCACUUCCAAAUCGACGUCAAGUUCUACCACCAGUACCUUCUCCUCAUCUUCCUCCUCUUCUUCUACAAGCACAACCAUGGAUACAACCACUUCCUCCUCUUCCUCAUCCACGAUGUCUGGCGGCAGCACAACAACAUCAUCCGUCUCCACGACAACGAAAUCAUCAACAUCCUCCUCCACCACAGCCAACGGCGCUAUCGUGACAAUUCCACCAAUAGCCAACGCCCCAUAUAUGCAAGAGAGCAAUGCUCCAGAAGGCACGGUGUUCAUCGCGGUCGGCGCGGCGCUAGGGCUGAUCGGCCUAACUCUGCUCGCAUGGCGCGCAAUGGUCGCGUGGUCCGUAAACCGAUCAGUGCGACGCGCCGCCAUAAUUCACGCCUCAGAAUCCAAGCGCCUCCUACGUGGCAGCAGAAAGAAGCGAUCGGCUCCCUACUCCGCCGCCCCGACGGUCGACGUUUCCCUCGACAAACUCGCCGCUGCCACUCGCGCAAGCUACAAGCCCAAACGGGUCCCGAGCACGAGCAGUGGUCUUUUCUUUUCGCCUACUGCAGGUGGUCCUACUGGACCGCACCACAAUCGGAACGCUACAGGAAGUACGGGAAAUCGCGGCUCAACAUACCUACCUGCUGGAUACUACGCUGCUGCCGGUGGCUCCAACCCCGCGCCAAGUGGAGAACCUCCAUACUCGCCCACCGCUGGCCUCUCGUCGCCUCACCUGUCUCCUGCUGGUGUCUACCAUGAUUCGCGUAAUCAGCGCCACUCUUAUGCGGGUGGUGCCUCAACGAGUUCCUUAAACCUGAACCAGGCGCCGCAGGGUCGUGCCCCUAGCGCGUACCUUGAGGAUUUGUUUGAGAGCCAUGCUCCUCACAGCUCUGAUUCUGGUCCUCGGUAG